Molecule: messenger RNA, 345 nt
Organism: Ruditapes philippinarum (Manila clam)
Lineage: Eukaryota; Metazoa; Mollusca; Bivalvia; Venerida; Veneridae
Exons: 3
Coding region: 1-345 (114 amino acids)
Source: RefSeq, a predicted model, not a curated record
AUGGAACGCAAUGCAGAGCAAGAUGCGGAUACGGACAAAUAUUCUCACAUUGUGUCCGGUGUAAUUCAUGAAUACGAUGUAAUAGAGAAUGAGGCAGAUCAAGAUGAUAAUGAUUUUCCAACAAAUCAGCAGCAGUCUAAUGAAGGGAACUCAAAUGGGAAUCAUGCCCCGGCACAGAUUAGCAGUAGACAUCGUUUAUCCAGUUCAGAAAGAUCCAAUACAUUAACAGAGGAGAAAAUUGAAACAGUUUCUUGUCCUAAAAUUAACUGUCCAGAGAAAAUUAUAUUUUGUAUUGAUGCAAGUGUUGAAAUGGAAAAGAUGAGCUUCAGAUCAAGAGCAGGGUAA